ACUCAAGAAACAAAUCAAACUCAUUGACGAGUAGAAACACACACAAAACUAGCUAACUAGCUAAGCUUACUAACAAGAUCAUGGCAAUGAGUAAGGUAGUAAUGUUCCUAGUGAUGAUCAUAUCAGUUUGGGUAGCUUGUCAUGGAGAUUGCAGCCUAGACAAGAGCAUGAUGAGCAACCUGAACAAGUGCAAAGCCGCAGUAACACUAAGCAACCCGACAAACCCGACAGCAGAGUGUUGCACAAUGUUGCAGAAUCUGAAACCAAGUGAUAUUGCUUGUCUUUGUGAAUACAAAGUUAAAGAUGCAGCUUUGCUGUACUUUGCUGGUGUUGAUCCUGAUCGUUGUAUUCAACUUCCUAAGUUGUGCAACCUAAACAUUCCUGUCAACUGCUGAGAUGUUUCGGUCCACCGAGUUUUGUUUAUUUGAUGAUUUUAAGAUUGUGUUUAUGAUUUAAUUCUGAGUUUGUUUGUUUCUUUGAUUUUUCUGCAUUAUUAUGGUUGAUGUUUGUGCUCGUGUUUGUUAACUGGUGUAUGUGUUGUAGUUUUGUACUAUUGAUGGAAAUUGAAAAUGUAACUCUUUCCUUGUAUUCGGUCGCUUGAAAAAUAAUGACAUUUGAAUUGUUUGCCUUA
Messenger RNA from Amaranthus tricolor (Joseph's coat), 631 nucleotides. RefSeq names its product putative lipid-transfer protein DIR1. The record is from RefSeq and is a predicted model, not a curated record. Bases 81 to 395 code for a protein of 104 amino acids. NCBI's taxonomy places the organism in Eukaryota, Viridiplantae, Streptophyta, Magnoliopsida, Caryophyllales, Amaranthaceae. The transcript has a single exon.